AUGGAAAAUUUAAAGCGAGCAAAGAAAAGUGGAACGCUGAGUAGGCUGGGUAAGUCAUUACGGGAGAAGUGCGAAAAAGAAUGGGAAGCUGAAAACAUUCCUGGAGCGAGUACAAGCGAAGCACCUACAGUUGUUGAUCUUCCUAUUCCUUACGAGGAUAUUAAUCAAGAGGAUCAUACGGAUGAUCCUUAUAUCGAUAUGGCAGAGUUUGAGGAAGAAUGGCUAUCUUUUACAGACGAUGAUAGCAGAGAAGAGGACGAUGAGCAGCAUGUAUCCAAUAAUGAAGAUGAAGCGCAACGAAAUGGAACAUUUUCAAAACUAUUGAGAUUAUGGGCCCUAUCACACAAAAUCACGCAUGCUGCCUUAAACGAUUUGUUGGAGAUAGUUCGUGAAUCUACGGAUUAUUAUGUUCCGAAAGAUGCACGGACUUUCUUGAAGACUCCCGUUGGAAAUGGCAAAGAAAUUUCAAUGGUAGCAGGUGGACAGCUAUGGUAUCAAGGCAUUGAAAACGCUUUGCAAUACCAUUUCAGAACUAUAACGCCAACUCUAAAACAAAUUUCGGUAAAUCUUUUCGUUGAUGGGCUGCCCCUACAUCACAGUGGACCUACACAAUUAUGGCCCAUACUGAUGCAACUGCACGAGCUUCCGGAGGAGCCUAUCAUGGUAUUGGGCAUUUUUUGUGGCUCGUCAAAACCUGAUAACGUGGAGCAAUAUCUACGUCCAUUAGUGACAGAUAUAAAUAACGUUAUAAAGACUGGAAUAACUAUCAACACUAACAAAAUUGAACUAAGCCUAAGAGCCAUUAUCGCUGAUACUCCUGCACGAGCGUUCAUUAAAGGAGAAGCCUAUUUCAACGCUGCAAAUGGGUGUAUAAAAUGUAAGAUUGUGGGUCGACAUGACAAACGCACCCGUAGAAUGAUCUUUGAAGGAGUAGCAGCUGAAAGGACCGAUGCAGAGUUUAGAAGCGGACAAUAUGCUGUUGGACAUCAAAGACGACCAACACCCAUAACGGAUAUAAUAGGAUUAGAUAUUAUUAAGCACGUCCCUGUGUCUGACGAUCUCCACCUAUUACAUUCCGGGUUCAUGAAAAUGUUUUUGGUAGGUCAUGUUGAAGGAACUUUGUCCUCGUUUCUUAAAUGGACAAUAGAAGAACAACAAGAGAUUUCGACCAUUUUGCUUAAAACACGUUUGCCAGUAGAGAUAAAUAGAGCUAUGAGACCGCUUAAAUAUUUAAAGUUUUGGAAGGGGUCCGAGUUUCGAACAUUUCUUAAUCAUAUUAGCAUACCAUUAAUGAAAGGAAGAAUUCACGAUGAUGCGUAUCAUCAUUUUAAGCUCCUAUAUGUUGCUGUAACGUUCCUUUCUAAUAAACAUUUUGAACGACAUUGGGAUUAUGCGGCAGCUCUUUUGCAAAAGUUUGUCACAGAAUUUAGUUUACAUUAUCACAAAUCUUUUUUGACCAGCAACAUACACAAUAUUUUACAUAUAGCUAAUGAUGUACGCGAAAUCGGACCUCUUCCUACGAUCUCCUCCUAUUCAUUUGAGAACAGAUUGCAGUUCAUAAAAUCGUUAUUACGGACAGGUCAUAGAACAUUAGCUCAAGUAGUAAGUAGAUUAAUAGAGCUUAGAGAACUAGAAACUAAAGUCAACCAUGAAAAUGUAUCAUAUCCAAUACUAAAACAUAAGAAAGACGAGGUCAUCUUUAAUGUAACAUUAAAAUUUAUGUUAAGAAAAGGGGAUAGAAAUGGCUGGUUUUUAACAAAGGAAAAUCUAAUUAUAAGGUACUGCAGCGUUAAAAUAAUAUCAGGAUCAUAUGUUGUAGAAGGACAGCAAUUAUUGCGUAUACAACCAGCGUUUAGCUAUCCGAUUUCUUCAGAAACCGUGUAUAACUUCCUCGGUAGAGUAGAAGACAUUUCAAAGGAAACAGUUCUGGUAGAUUUGAGUAAUAUCAAAGCUAAGCUGGUAGCGGUUUCUGUUGAUGGCAUCUCGUUUUACUUUAGUCCAUUAUUGCACACGUUGAUGGAAUAA
Messenger RNA from Anopheles maculipalpis, 2025 nucleotides. RefSeq lists its product as uncharacterized. The transcript has 4 exons. Bases 1 to 2025 code for a protein of 674 amino acids. Lineage: Eukaryota; Metazoa; Arthropoda; Insecta; Diptera; Culicidae. The record is from RefSeq and is a predicted model, not a curated record.